AUGGAGAUCAGGACGGAACUUUACCGUGACUGUGCAGAAGAAUUCGAACCACAGGCUGUUAUCUGUUUUGGUACCAGAUCCGACCUGAAGCCUUUAGCUGAUCUGUUGUCUUCAUUAUCAGGACAGAACUUUACCGUGACUCUACAGAAGAACCUGAACCACUGGGUGUCAUCUACACCGGGUUACUUUACGGUAGGAGUUGCAUCUUCAGCCUUUGAGAAUUACAAGGAAUUGGCCAGAAUUCCUGAUAACGGGGAAGCGGCUCUUACGCUGUAUACCGCUAAUGUCAACAUCCCAAUGUCAAUGCAGGGACAAGCUAUUAUUCAGGCUCAGUACGUCACCAAGAACCCGAAUGCGCCCGCCAUCUUUUACCAGUGCUCUGACGUGAACAUCAACUAACCAUGACGUCAUGGGUCACAUGUUACA
Messenger RNA from Liolophura sinensis, 426 nucleotides. RefSeq lists its product as uncharacterized. Bases 1 to 399 code for a protein of 132 amino acids. The record is from RefSeq and is a predicted model, not a curated record. NCBI's taxonomy places the organism in Eukaryota, Metazoa, Mollusca, Polyplacophora, Chitonida, Chitonidae. The transcript has 6 exons.